CACUGUAAGGGCUCAACAAUAAACGGUGGCAAAAAUCUCAUUAGUUUCUAGUUCUAUUUUUAUUUUGUAUUAAGUUCAGCGAAAAGUUAACCCUCAACGCCCGCCCGCCCAGUUGCAGCCCCCGUUCAGUUCCUCCAGCUUGUGUUCUUUUCCUCCUCCCACGCGCUGCAGGUUUUGGUGCAGCGGUUGCUUUUGCUGUUGCCCUUGUUGCUGUCCCUGCUGCUAAAGUGGCACAAGGACGAGUGGUCGUCCUGGAAGGCGCAACAAUUUACCCCGCGCAACAAGGUGUCGCGGGUGGAGGAAAAAAUCAAUAAAUAGCCAACGAGCAAGUGCAUACGCGAGUGGCGUCGCUGUGUAUGCGUGCUAGUGGGUGUAGGUGUCAGUGCUUCCAGCUGCGGAAUAGCUAGCUCAGACAAGGGAAGACACCGCGACACGUCCUCAGCGGAAGCGUACUAUUAUGGACAACCCCGGCGAUGACAGUGACAACGAUGUGGUCACCGAUUUCCUAAACUCCAACUGCAGCGAGCCUGCCUCCAACCCAGCCGCUGCUGCUGUACUCAAUGGUGGCCCGUCUACGGGCCCUCGCGUCACAGUUGAGAGCCAAAACUACUGCAUACCCAUCAUAAACGCACCAACUCCGACGCCAGCGCCCGCUCCGGCCCAGUCCACCGCUCCAGCCAGCCACAAUAAUAGCGUUAACAACAACAACAUGAUACCCACCAUCAAUGUGACGCCGCACAGCCCCGCUCUGGCCUCAAAGUACAACAACAUAUUCGAGGACACGCUCAGUCAGUUGCAGAGCAUCCGGGAGACAGUGGUGCAGAUGAAGAACUCAUCCUCGGCUAGUCAGCACGUGCAGGACGGAUUGUCGUCCAAUGGCAUGCUGAGCGCGGCUAUAUUGAGUUCCUCGCUGCCCGAUCUAACGGGGGCAGGGCCGGGAUCUGGCUUUGUCAACUCCGUGGCUCCGUAUGCAAUGUGGUCGACAGCAGCGCCACAGCAGUGCCUCUUUCUGCACACGGACAGAAGGAAGUCGUGGACAACGGCGGACGAUGCCAGUGCCGGUGGUGGUGAUUGCACCAACAAGAGCGUCAGCCUUUCUAGCCUGGACAGCGAGGAGCAGGAGACGAUCCGCGUCACUGAGCAGCGUAGACGUUCGGCUCGAAACAGCACUGGAGGCAUUUCUACCCACUCCUUGAACGAGGCGGAGCUCGCAAGGGACUUCGAGCGGAUUGCAGCUAAACGUAGCCUGGCCACGGAGAUCAUCAGUCGGAUACCGUUGCAAAAGAGCAUUUCGACGAGCUCGAUAAUUGCCAAGGAGGACAUCAAGGCGAUCGCCCGCCACCUUACCGAUAGCGAGGAUGAGAACCAAAGCCUUCUGCGCUCUCACGCCAAAAUCGAGGUCUACGACAACGUAGAGAAGCGUCCAAAACGCGGAUCCAUCUUCUUUCGGAAGAAGAAGCCCAAGGCGAAGGCGAAGUCACUCAUCGGAGGUCAACUCAGUGCGUGCGACGUGUGCGGGGCCAGCAUUACGCUGGCGCAGAUAAAAGAGCAUCACUUGGAGUGCAAUCGGGUAAGAAAAAUGGCAGCUGGACAGGACUAUUAUGACGGUCCGGACGCCGCUACCACCUUUAGCAAUCCAGAAGAUCAGCCGCUUAUACGGUCCGACCUGCAGUUCCUUAAUGAGCCUCCCAUCGAAGCUCAGCAUUUGGGUGCAGAUCCCUCGUUGGGCAUAGUUCUCAAGGAGCAUGACUCCUGGACCCCAAAUAUACCCAAAGAGCUACUCAAGACUCUCAAAGAGCUGCAGAUUAAGCGGCAGGAGCAUAUCUAUGAGUUCAUCAUGACCGAGAAGCACCACUGCCAGACCCUUAUUGUCAUGCAGAAGGUGUUUGUGGAGAGUUUGGAGCGGCACUUUCCCUCUCUCAAUCUCAAUGGAAUGUUUCCGCGGCUGCAGCAGCUUACCGAUCUGCACACCUUCUUUCUGCGCCAGCUGCGACUUAAACAGCGGGAACAGCCGAUGGUCGACAGUAUUGCUGACAUCCUGCUGGACUUCUUCUCACUGGAGCAGGCUCAGUGCUUGAGACUGGCGUACGGCGAGUUCUGUGCCAACCACCGCACCGCCUUGGAGCAGUUUAAGCUCUGCCUGACCGAUCCCAGCUUCGCAGAGUGGUACAAGCAUUGCCUACAGAAUCCACUGCUCAAGAAAAAGGGCAUUCCCGAGUGUAUCCUGUUCGUAACUCAGCGCCUUACCAAGUACCCCCUGCUGAUCGAGCCGCUCCUGAAGAGCGCCAAGGAUAACAAGUUGGAGACGGACAAACUGCAACAUGCGCUCAAUCUGGUCAAAUCGCUCCUAGUCGACGUCGAUGCCUGCGUGGCGGAGAAGGAGCUGCGAGAGCGACAACUUGAGAUAUAUGGUCGGGUGGAUGCCAAGUCCUUCGCCAUAUACAAGAACAAGCCCUUCCGGAAAUCUGAACUUGGUGUGGAGUCACGGCGCCGCCUGAAGUUCGAUGGAUUAGCAACUUUAAUGCAGGGCAGAGCCAAAACACUGGUCCUAGUAGUGGUGCUCACCGACUGCCUGUGCUUUCACGAGAACUCGGGCCACAACAAGUACACCUUCUUUACGCCGGAACACAAGGCCGGCGUGGUGCCGCUUCAAAAACUGCUUAUCAGGGAGAAGGCUGGUACCGAGUCCCGAGGAAUAUAUAUCAUAAGUUCCAAUCCGGAUUUUCCUGAAAUGUACGAGCUGAAGGUGCAGACACCAAAGGAUAAGAACACGUGGAUACAAACCAUUCGCCAGGCCGUACUCGACUGCCCCGCCACGGAUAUUAUCGAGGCUGAGGAUCUGACGGCAGAGGAAAAACUGCGCAUUGGAGUUAACAAGAGAGAAACGAUUGAGAAGAUGCGGCAAAAGGACAUUGAACAGGCACUGCUCCUCGAAGAGAAGCUGAUGCUGCAGCUGAACUUGUUAAAGGAGCAGAAACCUUUCGGGGAUGUGAUUACCGGCUCCUCCUCCUCCACUUCCGCCAAUGGCAGUGCAGCUAAUUUCCUGGCAGCCUUCGGCUCCUACAAGGAUCUCGUAACCGCUGACUGUGACACGGGCGAGCUCUGGCGAAGGGUGCUUAACACCGUGCAGGAUAUUAGCCAAUUGGCGUCCACGAUCUACUCAGCGGCAAUGGGUCAGCCGGUCUCCAGAACUCUUAGCAGCGUGGGCGAAAAGCAAAGCGAACAGUAUGCGUCACCCACACUGCCCAAGCGAGCGGAAACCUUUGCCGGAUUCGACGAAAAGCGUGGAAAGUUUGGCUCAAAGCUGGUGCUCACUCCCCGUCUCCAGGAACUCCAGGAGGAGAAGCGGGAACCGAAGAGCAGCUCGUCAUCGGGCGCGUUGGCAGUCGAGCAGCAGUCACUGGAGAGCAACAACUAUGCCGUGCUCCAGGUGACCCACCAUCUGCACACCCUGCUCUGCAUAAUUUCUCAGCAAAUGACAAGCAUCCACAGUCUACAACAGCAGCUGGCCCUUUACCGGGAGAGUCCCCGAACGAGUGCUUACACGCACAAGGACCAGCUGGAGGAGCUUCGCAAUUUGCAGGACAAACUGCAGGAAGAGAAGACAGCCUGGCAUCGUCAGCAAAAGCAGCAACAGGAUGAGCUGGCAGAUAUGAGGACCCAACAGUUGCAGUUGCAGCAGCAGAUCAAGGCCGAGCAGGAGGAUGUGCGUCAGCAGCGCGAGCAGCUAUACAAAAAAAUGGAGCUGCUAUCGAGUCAGGGCCUGCUGCUCUCGCCCAGCACUCCGCUACCCGUACCCCUGGUGACUCCGAGUCAUCCCCUACCACAUGCUCCAGUGUCCGAUGAAACCAGUCAUGAGACAGACAUGGCAGGCAGUACCACUCCCAGUGUGGCUGGGACUGUGGACAGACGCAAGGAGAAGUGGCUAAGCGGCCCUUCCAGCUGCAAGACACCACCUGUAAAUUUGCUCAGUGCCAAUAAUGCACCCAAGGCUAACUCCACCCUUGUUAAACAGAAGCUGCCCAUGAAGCUAUCAUCGCUCUCGUCUGCCAGCACUAGUUCCGCCUCCCGUGUAGACAAGUCCGCCAGCUUCAACAGCACCCACAGCUCGCCAGCAGCGUCUUCCAUUGGCUGUGUACAGCAAAUCUUUCCCCUCAAGUUGGCUGACCGAAGGAAUGUCACCACACCUUCAAAUACCACAACGACCUCGACUCCAACACCAGGACUAGUGCCGCAACACUCGCGUACCGGUAGCUCGCCGGCAAUCAUUCAGCAGACAACGACCACAGCUACCGCCACACCCACUUCGGCCAACAUAGCUCGAGCGGAAUCUAGCGCUGCCCACUAUACGCACCGAACACCAACGAGUAGCCGGGCUGGAACGUAUGCCAGAACGACAGUGGGAGCUGGGGGCCUUGGCUUGGGAACCGGCACGGCGCCGCGUGCCAAGCCCGAGGAAGAGGAGAUCUACUUCUGACGCAAAUUCUCGCCAGAAGUCGAAAUCUAAAAUCUACAUCAGUAGGCCUAAAGUCAUUGGCACAUAUUUAUCUCAUUUAAUAAUGUCAUUCCUUUACAUACGCCUUCAAAUGUCUAAGAAUACCUUCAUAUUUCGUAUGAAAUACCUUAUAGUCCUAUGAUGUUUAAUAUUAUGUACCUGUGAGUGUAAAUUUCAAGUCGAAUAACCGACAUUUAACAUUUAGAAUGUGAGUAUAUGUGUCCAUGGACUUAGGCUGAUAGAUUACCUUAAUAACCUUAUAAUGACAAGAUGCAUAACGUCCACACAUUUGAUUUGUUAUAUUUUCUGCAUUCGAUUCGCAUCUCGCGUCUCCUAUGGCGUUACUCUUCUUGUUUUUAUAAGGUCUUUGAUCAAACAUUCCGCAAACAAGACCUAAAGAAACUAGAGUAUAAAACCGAUCUGGUUUUCGAUUUCUUUCAGAGACGACAUUUAUAAUUGGCUUCCCAAAUACUUCAUUCAAUCUGAAUGUUAUAUGAAUGUUUUAAGUGUAGUUGUAAGUUUAAUCCAUUCCAAAACAGAAUGCAUAUUUUUCAUACUGCCCGUAUUUUAGUCUCAAUAUUUUACUUUAUUUACCAUAAUUGUACUUAAUGAUAUUUUCACAGACUCGCUACCGUUCCAAUGCAUCUCAAACUGUUCAGUAAUUUACUUUAAUAUUAUUUAUUAUCAUUUAUUUAUUAAUAUUUUAAUGGAAUUUUACAUCAGACAAACAAGCAAAGUAUACAACAUGUGAGUGUUUUCUAACGAAUUUUAUUUCUUCAAAAAAGAAAGUUUUUAAAUAUUUAUGUAUACACUCGACUUCUAUCAGUUUCCAAAAAUAUAAUUUUAAAGUUAUGUUUGGAUAUCACUCAUUUCCGUGUUGCGCUUACAAACGACAUAAAAAACUAUUUAGGAUGUAGUAUAUACAUUGUAAAUAAAUUAUAUUAUCUGUGUGUGUAUUUUA
Drosophila serrata is the source of this 5456-nucleotide messenger RNA. It is a transcript of the gene cyst, whose product is annotated as rho guanine nucleotide exchange factor 18 cysts. The record is from RefSeq and is a predicted model, not a curated record. Lineage: Eukaryota; Metazoa; Arthropoda; Insecta; Diptera; Drosophilidae. Gene Ontology annotation, molecular function: guanyl-nucleotide exchange factor activity. Gene Ontology annotation, biological process: regulation of Rho protein signal transduction.